AUGGUGGUUGAGGUCGGCCACAGCGGUUCCUCGCUCCCAUCGUCGCCGGCCUCCGCGCGACACGCCGUUCGUGGCCCAGCGUUCCGCCGCCGCGCGACACGCCGUUCGUGGCCCAGCGUUCCGCCGCCGCCUCCCCCGCCGUGGUCCGAACUCCCGCCGGAGCUCCUAGGCCUCAUCCUCGCCGGCCUCCCGGACCCGGCCGACCGCGCCCGCUUUCAGCUCCGUGUGCCGUUCCUGGCGCUCGGUCCCCUACCCCUACCCAAUGCAGCUACCGUGGGUCGACGCAGUCUGCCGUUCUGGUACUCCGUUUCGUCUCCUGGAACACAGCUCCCUUCGAUCAACGUCGACAGCGACAGCGACAGCUUGCCAAGAUCGUCACCCCCGACCUGUCAGUGCCAACGCCAGCCACCGUGGCGACAUAUCUGGCGCUCGGUCUUCCCUCUGCGGCGGCGGCGGCAGCACCCGUGGGUCGUGCUCCAGGGCGGCUUCUUCCUCGAAGACCUCCCUCCGGAGUUAUCCGACGUCAGGCCGGAACCGAUCGCCUCCUUCCCCGAGAACCUGCGAUGCGUCGGCUCCACCGGUAGCUGGCUCGCCCUCGACCGCACGGACGGCAACGGGCGGCAUGCGUACUUCUUGCACAACCCUUUCUCUAGGGCAACCGUACCGCUCCCGGAGCUGGACGCCGUCGCCGGCGAUGUCUCCGAGUUGUUCACGAUCCGGAAGGUGCUCAUGCGAUCCACCCCCGAGGACCUCAUCGUGGUCAUGACCAACAACCUGGAUCUUCCUAUAUUUUCAGUCCAGCGAGGGAAGGGUGUCUUGUUGCCGCAGCCGGGAACAGCUCCCUAUGACUUGGACACCGUCUUCGACAUUGCCUUUCUUGGAGAUAAACUCUACGGACUCGACACGGACGGAAUUGUCACCCUCCCCAUCACCUUUGACGACGACCACAGCAUACCCAUGGCUACUAGUAUUGAGCAGCUCAUCUGGAGCGACAUUGAUGAUGCCGAUGUAGCAGGCGAUGAUGAGGACGACGACGGAAACAACAAUGAUGAUGAGGGCGAUGAGGAAAACAAUGGUGAAUCUGAGAAGGAAAAAGUUGAGCUUCUCAGUGAAGAGGACAAAGCCAAUCGUCUUAGUCACAUCAAAAAUACUUUAAAAGCUAGUGAUGGCAAAGUAGGCCUCGGCAUCCAAUUUAAAGCUAACUCUAUGAUCUUCCGGUACUUGGUCGAGUCAUGUGGGAAGCUUUUCAUGGUGAUUCGAGAAGCGGACAGCGUGAGAUUCACUUACAAGGUGGAGGUUUUCGUGUUCGAUGUCAAUGCAGGUACAUGGCAUCCGGUCUCCGGCGGGCUAGGUGGCCAGACGUUUUUUAUCAGCAGACCCUUCAGCAAGUCUGUUUUAGCUCGUGGGGAGGUAGAACCAGAUGCUAUUUAUUUUGCAGAUUUUGGUGGUGAAGUCUUCUGCAUGAAAUCCUCCCAGGCGAGACACAUUGGUCAUUUUCGAAGGGAGGGAUUUCUUGACUUCAUCAGUACCACAACGUGGAUCUUUCCUCCACACUGA
Molecule: messenger RNA, 1557 nt
Organism: Hordeum vulgare subsp. vulgare (domesticated barley)
Lineage: Eukaryota; Viridiplantae; Streptophyta; Magnoliopsida; Poales; Poaceae
Exons: 2
Coding region: 1-1557 (518 amino acids)
Source: RefSeq, a predicted model, not a curated record